Sebastes umbrosus (honeycomb rockfish) is the source of this 1815-nucleotide messenger RNA. RefSeq names its product dehydrogenase/reductase (SDR family) member 7B (gene dhrs7b). Gene Ontology annotation, molecular function: oxidoreductase activity. The transcript has 7 exons. The coding region runs from base 190 to 1122 and encodes 310 amino acids. The record is from RefSeq and is a predicted model, not a curated record. NCBI's taxonomy places the organism in Eukaryota, Metazoa, Chordata, Actinopteri, Perciformes, Sebastidae. Gene Ontology annotation, cellular component: membrane.
CAUAAUUCCUAGCGGGGAACACAUCCGGAAGUCCUUCCAGAAACACUCCGGUCGUAUCACAGUUCGGUCGCUUCUCUGUCAGCCUAGCACAGCCAGGAACUGCUCAUAUCAGCGACUCAUGCUGCUGUUUUGAACAUCAGCACAGCAACUCAGGUAGCUCGCGUGGAGCACGCAGGGUGAUUGUCAGACAUGGAGCGCGUCAUGGGAGGAGGAGUGCUUCAGCUGGUUUUAGCAAGUGCGGGGCUCUUGCUGCUUUAUCGGAUACUGCUCCGCCUCAGACCAGGAGCUGCUCUGCAGGACGCCGUGGUGGUCAUCACUGGGGCCAGCUCUGGACUGGGGAAAGAGUGUGCCCGGGUCUUUCACGCUGCAGGCGCACGGCUGGUGCUGUGUGGACGAGAUGCAGCUCGUCUGCAGCAGGUGGUCCAGGAGCUUACAGCAAGUUCAACAGGCUCACAGAGGCAGACGUACACUCCCAGCACCGUUACCUUCGACCUUUCUGACACCGACACGGUGGACCGAGCUGCAGAGGAGAUCCUGAAAUGUUACGGACAAGUGGAUGUCCUCAUCAAUAAUGCUGGAAUCAGUUACCGCGGCAACAUACUGGACACCCACCUCUCAGUUCAGCGGGAUGUCAUGGAAACAAAUUACUUUGGGCCCAUUGCUCUUACUCAAGCUCUCCUGCCCUCCAUGGUUCGUCGGCGCAGUGGCCACAUCGUUGUCAUCAGCAGCGUCCAGGGCAAGAUAGCCAUUCCUUACCGAUCAGCUUAUGCCGUCUCUAAGCACGCCACCCAGGCCUACUUCGACUGCUUACGGGCCGAGAUCGAACGCUACGGGAUUCCAGUGACCGUGAUCAGUCCUGGGUACAUCAAAACCAGCCUGUCGGUCAAUGCUGUCACAGGAGACGGCUCCAAGUAUGGAGUUUUGGAUAAAACCACAGAGAUGGGUCGGGACCCCGGAGAUGUGGCUCAGGCGGUUCUGAAGGCUGUCCGUCAGAGGAGCAAAGACGUCGUUCUGGCGGGACCUCUGCCCAGUCUGGCCAUUUACCUCCGCACACUGUGGCCCGCGCUCUUCUUCAAACUCAUGUCCUCUCGCGCUCGCAAGGAGCAGAAAAAAGACGAGUGAUCCAUCAGCAGGGGGAGGACCACGACGCUCAUGGGGAAACAUUAAGAGGCACAUGGACGAAAAACAUGAAAAGAGACUGCUUCACCUGGAGGCCAAAUGGACGGGAGGUGUGAAUAGAUGCAGCUCUUCGUUAACCCCAAACAAACCAGAAACAUGUAUGUUGUAACAGGACCUACAGUGUGGUGAGUGACUUUCAUGUUAAUCACCCUUAAAGGCCUGCAGUAUCACAUUUGAAUGACUGAAAAAGAGAACGGGUGAGAUUUAAUGUGUAAACAUCACUUAAUCUACCAAAAAAUACAGGAUUUGAUAAAAAUAUCAUGUAUGCUGUUUUGGCAGAGGAUCUACCCACAACAGUUGCAGAAAGAUAUAUAAAAAACUAAAUCACACUAAACGAUCUUGUAUCUUUAAUGGAGAUGUGGUUCAGCACCUGACAUGUUUCUGGGUCAGCUGUACCGUGUGGCAUCAAAGCACAAAGUGAUUUUAACACAUGUAGAGGAAGGACAUUCUGCUCAUCGCUGCCCAGGAAAAAGCUUUUUUUGUGGUCAGUUUGAUUUCCUGUUUGGUUCAAGCUGUUUUCAACUAAUGUUUUAUUGCUUAGUCAGUCCAGAUGAGUAACAUCACAACCCACUCCUGUAUUUCUGUUAGUAUAUUCCUGUUGAGAUCAUUAAAUGAGCCUUUUUGUUUUGAUGAGUG